Molecule: messenger RNA, 711 nt
Organism: Sclerotinia trifoliorum
Lineage: Eukaryota; Fungi; Ascomycota; Leotiomycetes; Helotiales; Sclerotiniaceae
Source: the annotation of a GenBank genome assembly
AAAUUAUCGCACAACUCAUUAUCUCAAAUCCAGAUUUACAAAUUCCUAUCGCCGAAUAUGAAACAAUAGAUUCAUAUUCAUCUAGACGAACAAAAUAAGUCAACGAACCGAGUUAAAUCGACACCAAGAAAUUAUAUCCUCCUAACACACACCGACGCAAAAAUGCGCUACAAUCCAAUUCGAUCCCUCAAUGCCCAUCCGUGUCGCCCCCUCCCAAAUGCGGGCCAAACUCCUCGCAUAAUCGAGCCUCGUUAUCUCCGCAAUACCUCCCCUACAAUUUCCGCCAGAUUGCAUAAAUGGUGGACCAAGAAAACCAAAGCUGAGAGGAUCAAUCUCGCAAAGAAGAUUCCAGUUGCUUUUGCAGUUGUGGGUUUGAUCGCUGUGGUUGCAGAUGCAAAGAUUAGAGAUAUUUUGUUGAGAAGGGGAGGGGGAGGAGAAAGAGGGGGAAAUUGGGGUAUGGAAGGAGGCGAGGAUCAUGCUGGUGGUAUGACUAUGUUGGUUGGGGGAGGAACGAGGGUUAAUUCUAUUUGUGAUUAUAUGACUUUUUAUCAUUAGGAUGUCAUUUCGUCUGUCAUUCGAGGACUUUCCAUUAAUUUGGGAUUUUGAGGAGUUGGAUAGAGUUUAAGGUUCAGAUCCGAAUUUAUAUAGGGUUUUUGGCUACGAUCGGCUUGGGAUUGGAAGCUAGGAGUUGGAUAUAUAGAUGAUAUGAUU